Molecule: messenger RNA, 2173 nt
Organism: Tripterygium wilfordii
Lineage: Eukaryota; Viridiplantae; Streptophyta; Magnoliopsida; Celastrales; Celastraceae
Product: protein NRT1/ PTR FAMILY 2.13-like
Exons: 4
Coding region: 142-1983 (613 amino acids)
Biological process (GO): transmembrane transport
Cellular component (GO): plasma membrane
Molecular function (GO): transmembrane transporter activity
Source: RefSeq, a predicted model, not a curated record
CAAAAAACUUAUUCCUUAUUUAAAUGAAGUAGAUUUUUGUUUUUUACUUGUGGCAAUUACAAUGAUAUGAGCCUCUGUCUUGCAUUUGUAUAUAUGAACACUUCAGAUGACAUGAAUUUGCAAUUAGGGUGAGUACAAAAAAUGGAAGUUGUUGGACAAAGCAAGAAGCGAAUAAGCUCAUGGUGGCCAAAAUUCUUCCAGAAACAAGAAAGAAGAAAACCACCACAAGAUUUGACAACUCACAAGAAGCCUGGAGGAUGGAAAGCCAUGCCGUUCAUUUUAGGAAACGAGAGCUGCGAAAGACUGGCCACUUUUGGUAUGUUGGCAAACUUAAUGGUGUACUUCCUAAAGGUGUUUCACAUGGAUGUAGCCUCCGCGGCAAAUUUGAUCAACAUCUGGUCUGGCGUUACUAAUUUUGCACCUGUACUCGGAGCUCUCAUUUCUGAUGCUUUUCUAGGCAAAUUCAAGACCAUCGCUUUUGCAUCUUUCGCCGCACUUCUUGGACAAAUAACGAUGACGUUGACGGCGUGGGAAUCGCACCUGCAUCCUCCAUCAUGCAACCUACAACAGCAAUUACUUGGGCAAUGCAAACGCCCAAACAAACUUAAUAUGGGUAUCUUGUUAAUGGGCCUGGGCUUGCUUUCUAUCGGAUCCGGAGGAAUCAGGCCUUGUAGCAUCCCAUUUGGUGUUGAUCAAUUUGAUCCAACAACUGAACAAGGAAGAAUAGGGAUUGCCAGUUUUUAUAACUGGUAUUAUGCAACAUUAAUUGUGAUACAACUAUUUAUCUUAACUCUGGUGGUUUAUAUCCAGACCAACAUUAGUUGGGUAUUGGGCUUUGGACUACCUACCAUUCUAAUGCUCUGCUCCAUUAUCAUUUUCUUUGCUGGGAAAAGAAUUUAUGUCCACCAACAACCAGAGGGAACUAUAUUUUCUAGUAUUGCUAAGGUGCUCGUUGCUGCUUAUCGUAAGCGCCGGCUUAGGGUUUCGGUAGAUGGAAAGGCGGAUGAGACCUUUUUCGAUCCUCCAUUGAAGAAAACUAUAUUGUUCAAGCUCCCUCUUACCAACCAGUUCAGGUUCUUAAGCAAGGCCGCCAUAAUAGAGGAAAACGACCUGAAUCUGGAUGGUUCUUGCGCAAAUCCAUGGAGGCUAUGCAGCAUCCAACAAGUGGAAGAAGUGAAAUGCCUUGUGAGAAUAAUCCCAAUAUGGUCUACAGGUAUUAUUGGCCUCAUCUCAAUAGCACAACAAACUACAUUUACCAUAUCACAAGCCUUAGUGAUGGACAGACACCUCGGACGCAAUUUUCAAGUCCCAGCAGGAUCAAUUAUUGUGAUAUCAAUGAUCGCACUUGGGCUAUGGCUCCCAUUCUACGACCGAGUCAUUGUUCCGUUCCUUAGAAAACGCACCAAACAAGAAGGUGGAAUCACACUUAUGACGAGGAUGGGAAUUGGCUUGAUAUUCUCAAUUCUAUCGAUGGUUGCUGCAGGAUUGGUUGAGAGGGCUCGAAGAGCUUCCGCGAAUUCGCAUCCUCAGCCCCUUGGGAUUUCACCAUUGUCAGUCUUUUGGUUGUCUCCGCAACUUAUCCUUCUGGGCUUCUGCGAGGCGUUCUAUGUUAUUGGACAACUUGAAUUUUACAAUAAUGAGUUCCCAGAGCACACGAGAAGCAUUGGCAACUCGGUUUUUUUCUGCUCUGCGGCUGGUGCAAGCUACCUUAGCAGCUUCAUGAUCUCGAUUGUGCAUCGAACUACCAAACCCAAUUGGUUAGCAAAUGAUCUUAAUCAAGGUAGAUUAGACUAUUUCUACUUCCUUUUGGCUGGGAUGGGGUUCUUGAAUUUCAUCUAUUACCUGGUUUGUGCUCGUGGAUAUCGUUAUAAAGUUUUUGUACCAAUGGAAGAUAAACCCAAUGAUGAUAACAAAGCUUCUGUACCAUUGGAAGAUAAACCCAAUGAUGAUGAUCGUGUUGAGCUGGCCUCAUUGACAGUAUGAAGUUCGUAGGGAAGCAUCAUGUCACUUUACUUAAAAGAUAUCGUGUGUUAGGGAAUGUAAUGUCCAUGUAUUUUCUUUUAUGUAUUUGCUAAGCGUUGUAUUUGUAAACUUUCAUUACAUAAGGAUAAAUAUACACCUAAAAGGGUGAACCAAGGUAUGUCCACCAAACUUGAAAAAUGUAUAACAAGUA